This is a messenger RNA of Spinacia oleracea (spinach), 3991 nucleotides long. RefSeq lists its product as uncharacterized. The transcript is spliced from 2 exons. The record is from RefSeq and is a predicted model, not a curated record. Lineage: Eukaryota; Viridiplantae; Streptophyta; Magnoliopsida; Caryophyllales; Amaranthaceae. Bases 643 to 1230 code for a protein of 195 amino acids.
CUUCCAUCAUUAAAUUUAAUACUUAUCCUUUCAUUUAAUUAACCCACCCACCUAACAAAUUAAGUGCUCCUUCAAUUCCCCCCUUUCACGUGAGUUUACUCACACUCCCACCUUCUCAUUUCUAGAAACCUCUCACAAGUCACAACUCAUCUCUCUCUCUCUCUCUCCAACUCCCCCAAAAAUCACGAUGAAGAACCCUAGUUUUUUCCUCCUCUCAAUCGAUCAAAUUUUCGUUGUGCAUGUAAUUUUUUUUGGUGAAUAAAUCAAAUUCAACUUCAAAAAUCUACACGUGAUCUUUAAAUUACUCGAUUUCUGGGUUUUGAUCUUCAAAUUUCUGGGUUUGAUCUUCAAAUUUCUGGGUUUUGAUCUACAAAUUUCUCGGUUUUUAUCUUAAAAUUUCAGGGUUUCUGGGUUUUGAUCUUAAAAUUUCUGGUUUUUGAUAUUCAAAUUUCUGGGUUUGAUCGAUUUCUGGGUUUUGAUCUUUAAAUUUCAGGGUUUUUAUCUCCAAAUUUCUGGGUUUCUGGGUUAUGAUCUUACAAUUUUUGGGUUUGGAUCUUCAAAUUUCUGGGUUUGGAUCUUCAAAUUUCUGGGUUUUUUCUUUUACACGACUUCAAUCAUAAUUUGCUUGAUCUUGGAUCGAUUAUGUCUUCAUCGGAAGAAAAUACGCGUCGGGGUAAGAUCCUAAGUAGGUGGGUAAGGAGAUCAGAAAGGGCCAAGAGAUCGAGAAAUUGGAAGGCUGAACCAGAUUCUACAUCAUCUUCUGAAGAAUCUGACGAGUUCAUCCCUAACACAGACGAUGAAGGUCAAGAUCAGCCUGACCCGGAAAUCGAUCCAGACGGCUAUUGCAAGUAUUUGAAAGGGAAGUUGCGUGCUUACAACAACCCCGCUCAGGGACUAAGGUCUUCAAAGAAGGUGGAACCUAAAUCCACCACCUCUACAACAAUCCAACAACAACCAUCACCUGCUUGGCCAAUGAGGCCAAUGAGGCUUCCGUUUUUCUAUUGCACGCCUCCCGUCGUUUUAUUUAAGGGUACAAUGCCAACUUCCCCUCCACAAGAUUCUCUAAUGAAUGAUGAAAAUUUAGUUGCGCCAGAGAUGCCUAAUCAUAUAAUCUGGUCUGCUGAUCGAUCACGUGAAAGGAACCCCAAAUUUGGAGUGAGUAAUCUUGAUAGCCCCUCACCUUCACCUCCACCGGAUAAUUAUGAUUCGGAUGAGACUCGGUCUACUUGAUCUGGUAUUGUGAGCGCUUCAAAUCCAGCUAAGUCAGACUUUCUAACCCACUCUACAAUUAAUCAUUGUUAUUGGGUAUUAUGUUGCCUUGUGUUGUUUCUUGUUGGUUGGGUUGCCUGUUUGGUUGAUGCUGGUUGGGUUGUGUUGUUGGUUUGGUUGCCUGUUGGUUCGAUGCUGGUUGGGUAUUAUGUUGCCUUGUGUUGUUUGUUGUUGUUUCUUGUUGGUUGGUGUUGCUGGUUGGCCUGCUGGUUGGGUAUUAUGUUGCCUCCUGUUGUGUUUCUUGUUGGGUUGAUGUUGCUGCUGCCUGUUGUUAGUUGCCUGUUGUCAGUUGCCUGUUGUUAGUUGCCUGUUGUUAGUUGCCUGUUGUUAGUUGCCUGUUGUCAGUUGCCUGUUGUCAGUUGCCUGUUGUUAGUUGUCUGAGUCACAAGGAGGUUAAAUGAUGAAACAAAAUUAAAAAAUUCAAUGGAUGUUUGAGGGAUCAAGGUGCUUGCUACCAAAUUGGUGCACCUAUUUCUAAAUUGUGUGAUCGUCACAUGAGUUAGAUUGGUGUUCCCAAUUUACGUGAGGCAACACUUCUGUUAUGCUCACAUCCAUUAUGUAAUGCUCAAUGAUGGAAUCCUGAGAGCUUUGUUAUUAAACAUAAGUGUCGAUCAUAAAUACGAAUAACAUGAAAUCAGCAAUGCCUAAUAAGGUGCUCCAUUCCAUUCAUUUGCCAUCUAGUUUUUUACAAAAGUAGUUGGAUUUACAUUCAUUUACCAACUGGUUUACCUCUAAUUUCAUCACAAAAACUAAAAGUUUUCUACAUCUUCACAAAAUGUCAAUGUCUUCAAAUUAAUUACAAAUAUUCUUUGAUCUUCACAAAAUGUUUUUGCAUAAACGUUGAAUCUUCACAAAAAGUUGUUCUUCUUCACUCCGGGUUUGUCCAAAAAGUUUCUUUCUUCUUCAAUUGGUAGGCCCCCUUGCUAAAAUCUUCCUGCUUUCUUCUAUCAGCUCUUCUGGAACCUCCACUUGAGUUGGGAGAAUACCCAACCUGUCCAUUGCAUGCUUUUUGUUAUGGGGGUUUUUGUAUUUAUUUGACCCUUCAACUUUCAGUAUCUCCAACAUGCAAUAUUGAAGAUGUAGCCAAUUGUAGUUCACGAGUCUUGGUUCAUAAGCUUGAAAAGCAUCUUCCACUGAUUUUAAAAGUUCCUUUGUAUCCUUAGGAAAGGCCUUGUAUUGUAGUGAUUGAAUAGCUCUGAAAAACCCCAAGUCUAACACAUUCAAAUCUGGGCUUUGUGCUGGUUGGCAUGUUAAUCUGAUUUUAAAACCGUUUUUAGUAGCUGCUGCUCUAAAUUCGGCAUCAUCGACACUUAUGUGUGGCUUAGCAUUAUCUUGUUGAAUCCAUAUCUCCUUGCAUGCAUUAGCAGGCCAUUUGGCCAUGAUUGCUGGCAGCACUUCUUCAAUGAGUUUUGCUCUGAUAACCUCCCUAGUGAUACUUACAAUCGCCUUUGUUUCUGGUGUGCCCCUGUCUCUGUUUUUUGAGCUUCUUUGUGCUUCGACAGUGUAAGUGAAAGGAAACAUACCAAUCUUCCCAUCCCACAAUAUUUCUCCAUUUGUUCCUAGGAUAGGUCUGGCUACGCAACCCAUGAACAUCAUCUUUGGUAUGUAGUUUUUGUUUUGGCAUGCUCUAUAAGGUUCGUCUUCCCAUGGAAAAAGAUAAAACUUCUGACUUUUUUGACUCAUGUAAAACCAUUUCUCAUCAAUGUGAAUUACAUUGUACAUUGCUGAAAAUUUAGGUGGUGUGUUCACAUUUCUAGGAAUAAUUUGCCUCAAAACAUGUGCAAUUCUAGCUAUCUUGUGAGUAGGUGUGACAGAAGGUUUAAGGCUGCUGCUACAUGCUCGUAUUUUCCCUGAUUUAAUUAGUUUAUAAACUGUUGAUGGAUGAAUGUCAAGUGCAUCUGCUAUUUUUCUGAUUGUGGUUCUUUUUUCUACCGGUAUAGCAUGUAGUCGAUCUAAGUCCCAAUCCUUACACUUCCUUCCCACCUUACCAGGUUUCUGCCCCUUCACAUCUAUCGUUUCCCCCCUUCUAAUUUGUAUUUUUGCUUUUGACCAAUACCUCCAAACAGUGGUUCUGUAAACAUUAAACUCUAGAGCAAUUUCAAUUUGUGCACGUGGAGGUAUUUUUAAUUCAUCAUUUGCAAGCAAAAGAAGUUUGUCAAUCAUGUGUUUUCUUUGGAAAUCGGUUAAUUCACGUGAUUGUGUUGUUCUACCCCCUAAGUUACGAAUAGGUAUUUGAUUAUCAUUAUUUAAAACUGCUGAAUUUUCUACCUUUUCAUCAUUUUCAGAUUCAUCAUCAGAAUACCAUACCUCCAUGUCCGGAUCAAACUCGAGUAGUUCCUCAAGUUCAAGAAGUUCCUCAACCGAAUAAUCGUCCAUUUGUUGCUGUUGAUGUUGUUGCCGGUUCGUGCCUGCCUUUUGGUGUUCUGCGCUGUGCUUCCUCGUGACCAGAAUUUUGCCCGAAAGUGAUGUGUGUGCAAGUGGAAGAUUACAUUUAAGUGUUGGUUUGAAGAAUUGUGUUUUUUAGAUGUGUACUGUUAUCUGAAAAAUGAGGCUUUUGCUUGUUUUUAUAGUUGAAUUUUUUUUGUACUUGCUGUUAAAAUAUUGGAGGGAAAUUUGAACUGUUUUCAGCCUCCAAAUUUGGUGAAAUUCAGAAAAGGGUUGUAGUUGUUGUUAACAUUUUGGAGGGAACUUUUGGAGGGAACUUUACCAACAAUUUCAGAAA